Dovyalis caffra is the source of this 600-nucleotide messenger RNA. The record is from the annotation of a GenBank genome assembly. NCBI's taxonomy places the organism in Eukaryota, Viridiplantae, Streptophyta, Magnoliopsida, Malpighiales, Salicaceae.
AUGAUAUCAGAGAUAACAGAAGAGAAGGAUGAUGAUUCCUCUUGCUUCAUCAACACUGAAGAUCAGAAGAAAAGGGUCAGACAGAUUAUAGAGCAUCAGAAAUCAUUGUAUUGGUCUUCAUCUUCACCUUCAUUGUCAUCUUCGGCUGCUUCCUGUUCUUCAUUCUCUUCAUCUCACAAAAGUAGCAGUUUGUUGGACUUGAUGAAAGUUGGAAGCACGUCUUUGAGGAGAUUAUUUGACAUGGAGCAUACUAGUUUGGCAAAACAUUUUCAGGAUUACAGUGGCUCGCCAAUAAUAAAGUCUAUUCCUCUAUGGGGAAGCGAUACUGAGGAUGAGAUUCAUGAUCCAUGGGGAUCCAUCAGACAGAUUGGGAAUUUUAGUGAUCCUGGGUUGGAUGAAGCUAGCAAGACUGCUUCUGUUAGCUGCAGGAGUGACGAUUUUGUCUCCAAGGAUAAAAAGGCCAAGAAAAGCAAUCCCAGGUUAACCAGAAAAAAGUCGUUUCGGAGGUUGCCAGGGUUUCGUGUAUGGAGAUUUAGGAGAUUUAGUUUCAGGUUGAGAUUGAAAAGGUUUAGGAUUAUGAUAUGUGGUAAAAUUUUCUGA